AAGUUGGAAACCUAGAAGCGCAGGGAAGAGAAACCAAUGGGCGGCCGAGUCCUACUUUAUAUAUACCCGUUUUUCGAGUUCAGAGUCUCUUAGAUAACCUUAUUUUCUCUCCAGCCAAACACCCCCAGCGAAACCCUCUAAACUCGAUCCCUCUAGCGUUUCCCUUCACCAUGGACUCGGAGGACGACACGUAUCAAAGCAGCGGUGCCGAGGAGACGCCCUCGGACUACUACAACAGCGACGAAGACUAUGACUACUGCAACAAAAUGGCCGCCGAGGACGAUGACGCCGACCCUCGUGAACCAGAGCAAAACUACGAAAUCUUGACGGAACCCAUCAUACGGCGGCGUCAGGAGAAUGAAAUCACGAAGGUAUCCACCGUCCUGGCGAUAUCGAAAGCCGCCGCAACGGUGCUGCUUCUCCAGUACGACUGGAGGGCUCCUGAAGUCCAGGACGCGUGGUUUGCCGAUGAAGAAAGGGUGAGAAAAUCCACCGGCUUGAUCGAGAAACCAGUCGUUCAGUUGCCGGAGAACACUAGAAAACUUGAGUGCAGAAUCUGCUUGGAAACCCGCUCUGUUCGGGUAAUGAGAUGGGCGGCUUGCGGGCAUCCCUUUUGCGCUGAAUGCUGGGGAAACUACAUAAAUUCAUCCGUUCAGGACGGCCCUGGCUGCCUGAUGCUGACAUGUCCCGCUCCGUCUUGCGGCGCUGCGGUGAGGCAGGACAUGGUUGAGUCAUUGGCGACGUCGGAGGAGGAUAAAGAGAGGUACUCACGGUACCUCAUGAGGUCUUUUAUCGAGAACAAUAAGAAAAGCAAGUGGUGUCCGGCGCCGGAUUGCGAGUACGCCGUGGAGUUUUUCGGUCAAGGCACCCGAGACUAUGAUGUUCGCUGUCUUUGCUCUACCGGGUUUUGCUGGAAUUGUCUGGAGGAUGCUCAUCGUCCGGUGGAUUGUACGACUGUGGCCAAGUGGGUUUUGAAGAAUAGUUCUGAAGCUGAGAACGUGACAUGGAUACUUGCGAAAACGAAGCCAUGUCCCAAAUGCAAGCGACCCAUUGAGAAGAGAGAUGGGUGCAUGCACAUGACGUGCGGCAGGCCCUGUAGACAUGAGUUCUGCUGGCUGUGCCUUGGUUCCUGGGAUAAACAUACAAGUGGACAAUAUGAUUGUAACACUUACAAGAAUAGUAGUGUGAUGAAGGAGUUUGACAGUACAAGAGCGAGGGCCAAGAUAUCUUUGGACAGGUAUAAUCAUUACUAUGAAAGAUGGGCAGGUAAUGAGUCGUCAAGGAAACAAGCAGUUAACGAUUUGCAUGAAACGCAAACAGGGUCCAUGGAGAAACUUGAAGAGUUAAUGGGGGAAACUUAUUCUCGGCUCGACUUCAUUACACAGGCGUGGCUGCAGAUAAUCGAAUGUAGGCGAGUGCUCAAGUGGACCUAUGCAUAUGGGUACUACCUACCAGAGCAUGAGAAGCUUAAGAAGGCUUUCUUUGAGUACUUGCAAGGUGAGGCAGAGUCUGGUUUGGAAAACCUUCACCAUUCCGCAGAGAAUGAUAUGAAAGAGUUCCUGAAAGAAAAGAGAUCAGCUGAAAAAUUCAACGACUUCCGUAUAAAGCUUACUCGGCUGACCGCGGUGACAAGGACCUAUUUUGAGAAUCUGGUUAAGGCGUUGGAGAAUGGCCUGGAAGAUGUCUACCCUCAGGAGGCUUGCAGCAAGGUGAAGGCCAAAGAAGAGCCGCAGAUCGAGAAAACUUCUUGAACCAGCUGACGUUCCAGAAGCUCGAGAGGCACAGGUUUACAAUCUCCAUAAUGGUCUUGUGAUGAGCACUUUACCUCUAUGUCGAUGCCAAAUCUGUCAACGAAUGUUAUUGCUACGAAGAAUGUUACAAUUCUGGAAUCAAACAUACCACUAGAAAAUUUAAGCAGAGUAAUGCUACAUAUCACCCUCGUCUUCCUUUUGUCUCCCAAAAUUGAUGUGGCUCUUUAAAUCACCAUUGAAUCAAAAUUCAAUAGUGAUAUAUCAUAAAUCUAAUGGUGAUUUUAAGAACCACAUCAAUUUUGAGGGACAAAAGGAGAACAAGAAGAUGAUAUGUAACAUUACUCACUUCGUAGACUUUUUUCUGCACAGGAAGAUUUUGGAUUUAUGUUAAGUAUUUAUUUUUCGUUUUUGUAAGUAAAAAGGUAGCGGGAGAGACCAACCGCAGCUAUGGGGACUAAACCUAGUCAAUGGAAUGAAUUUCAGACCUCCUCUUUCGUCAUGUACAUGUACAUAUAUAAAUAUAAGAUCGAAUCUGUGCGCUUGAAGCUAUAACCAA
This is a messenger RNA of Alnus glutinosa, 2307 nucleotides long. Its product is annotated as probable E3 ubiquitin-protein ligase ARI8. The record is from RefSeq and is a predicted model, not a curated record. Bases 171 to 1751 code for a protein of 526 amino acids. Gene Ontology annotation, cellular component: ubiquitin ligase complex; cytoplasm. Gene Ontology annotation, molecular function: ubiquitin protein ligase activity; zinc ion binding; ubiquitin conjugating enzyme binding. The transcript has a single exon. NCBI's taxonomy places the organism in Eukaryota, Viridiplantae, Streptophyta, Magnoliopsida, Fagales, Betulaceae. Gene Ontology annotation, biological process: positive regulation of proteasomal ubiquitin-dependent protein catabolic process; ubiquitin-dependent protein catabolic process; protein polyubiquitination.